CUCGUCCUCUCUUAUUCUCAUCUUUCUCUCUCUGUGUCCCAUCAUCUCUUCUCUCUAACCCCCCCUCAUGUCUGUCUCCCCGCUUUCAACUAUGGUUGACAUGCUCUCCAUGGCUUGUACUCCGUCCAUCGUGCUGGUCCUUAUUCCAUAAUUAACAACAAGCUUUUGGCUCAGGACUCUCACACUGUGGGUACAAAACCCUACUAGGGGCUUGCUCACCGGGGCCAGGCUCCAGGGACUUGUCAGUUGCUUACCUGCUUAUACUAAGGAGGCUCUGAGCCAUGGCAAUUCAGUUUGGAAACAGGAAAAGGCUGGGUAGGUUGCUCUCUGAACGUGAAGAAAUGACCCUGACCACUUCCCCCAGCUCCUCUUCCUAGCACCAGCAUGGUCCACCUUAAUUGCUGUGCAGAACUGGGUCACCCUGGUCACUAACGAGCCUUGUUAACUAUUAUUAGUCAGUAAAUGUGUUGGCCUGGAGGAAAUAUCUACUGGAAACCCUUCCCCUUCAGGAUACUCACUGGGAGGAGCUAAGGAAGGAUGAACAGUUCCCAUGCUAUGAAGACCUGUGUGCUCAUCCUGCUUGUGACCCUACUGUGUGCAGAGAGAGUCCAGGGGUUGCGCUGUUACACGUGCUUGGGGAUCGGGUCUGAGUUUUCUGAGAAAAUUUGCCCACCAGUUAACUGCUCCAGCGCUGACGCGUCCUGCGCCUCUGAGGAGGUGGAAGCCAUUGCAGACUCUUACAUGGUGAAAACGAAGAGCAAGUACUGCCUUUCUUUCUGCCCCAACAAGACUUAUGUUGCAAAUAUUGAAAUACCGGGUAUCACCAUCAUCAGCAAGCUUUCCUGUUGCAACGAAGACCUCUGCAAUGCGGCAGUUCCCACCGGGGGCAGCACCUGGACCCUGGCCGGGCUGCUUCUGCUCAGCCUGGGGUUAGCCCUCCUGCAGGCCUUGCUGUGAGGGUUCUUCCUGCUGCUCCCGCCCUGGCCUUUGUAUCCCAAUGUGUGAUCACUCCUUCCUGGAGCCCUCUAAUGAUGAGCUGUGAGUUAUAAAAUCCCUGAGGUGGGGUUCGGGUGUGGGUCAUCUGGCUUCGACUUUACGGUCCCUGCUGGGUGGGUGCCCCAGGUCCUUCAGGUCUGCGGCUCCAGCAUGCCAUCUUGUGGCUUACUGUUCUUGGCCCUGGAGGCAUGUGGACAGUGCUGGGAAGGUGUAGGGUUCCAUGGGAUUGUGCCGCCACAUAAAUCUCUGGGCCCCUGCAGGCUCCCACACACCCCGAGCAAAGCCUCCCCAGUUGAAUCCAAUAAACCCUUCGUACUCCCA
Mesocricetus auratus (golden hamster) is the source of this 1317-nucleotide messenger RNA. Its product is annotated as lymphocyte antigen 6C1-like. Lineage: Eukaryota; Metazoa; Chordata; Mammalia; Rodentia; Cricetidae. Gene Ontology annotation, cellular component: plasma membrane. The transcript has 4 exons. The coding region runs from base 538 to 957 and encodes 139 amino acids. The record is from RefSeq and is a predicted model, not a curated record. Gene Ontology annotation, molecular function: acetylcholine receptor inhibitor activity; acetylcholine receptor binding. Gene Ontology annotation, biological process: acetylcholine receptor signaling pathway.